Messenger RNA from Aspergillus aculeatinus CBS 121060, 1039 nucleotides. Its product is annotated as GMF family protein. Gene Ontology annotation, cellular component: actin cortical patch. The transcript has 4 exons. The coding region runs from base 275 to 700 and encodes 141 amino acids. The record is from RefSeq and is a predicted model, not a curated record. Gene Ontology annotation, molecular function: actin binding; Arp2/3 complex binding. Gene Ontology annotation, biological process: actin filament debranching; negative regulation of Arp2/3 complex-mediated actin nucleation. NCBI's taxonomy places the organism in Eukaryota, Fungi, Ascomycota, Eurotiomycetes, Eurotiales, Aspergillaceae.
UGAGAAACAGAAAGUCUGGAGGGCCGCCAACGGAGAGGUUCGAGCGGGUGGGGAAGAAAAUAGCGGGCGGCCGGCAACCCGUUUCCAUCCCAUCCAUCAUUCAUCAUCCUUCCAUCCCACUUGGAGCUGAGUUGCCUUCUCGAUCGACAUCUUCUGCUUCAUUUCUGAUAUCCCCCUCGUUCUUUUCGUGUCUGCACCGCUGGCUGUUCGUUGCUAGUCUUAAAGAGAAUUUCGUGUGGUUCAACCCUGGUGAGGUCAUUAUCAUACCAACAAGAUGUCCGAAUCUCGUCUGUAUUCCUUCUCGCCGGAGACGAAAGAAAAGCUCCGCAAGUUUCGCUUGGGGACCUCGCGCGCCAAAGACCCGCAGGCUGUUAUCUAUAUAAUCGACAACAAGAGCCAGGAAAUCCGCCCCGAGGAUGGUGAAGUCUACACGAAGAUGGAAGAUCUCGCCGACGAGCUUCCCGAGACGUCGCCUCGAUUCAUCCUUCUCAGUUACCCGUUGACCUUGUCGUCCGGCCGUCUCACCGUCCCCUAUGUGAUGCUCUACUACCUCCCCGAGAACUGCAACCCUUCGCUGCGGAUGAUGUAUGCGGGUGCCGUCGAGUUGAUGCGCAACACCGCCGAGGUGAACCGUGUGAUUGAGGUGGAGAGUGAGGAUGAUAUCGUGGGGAUCGAGGCCAGAUUGCAGAGUCAGAACUGAGUUGGCGGUCCGGGGGUGCAGGAUGAGGUGUUGGUAUAUAUCAUCUUUCGGGCUCGGGCCUCCUUCGUGGGUCUCUAGCCUGCCUUUUUUUGAACUCAUAUCUCGAGCGCUUUUCAAUGGUAUAUUUAGCGGUGUAUGCUAUUGCUUUUGAGGUUGGAAAAUCUUUGGUUGGGGAUGGGUUCUGGUUCUGCUGGUGAGCUUCUGGUCUCUCUGGCGAGGACGCGGACCUUGAUGUUGAUACUGUUGUCCCGGAUGGGAUAGAUUGUUGCACAAUCGGUCACGGUAUUGGAUCUUGUAGAGCUGCCAACCUUGCUCUAGCGUUGCUGCUGACUGCAGGUC